UGAAAUGGUAUAUUUUAGUAUAAAACUCUGGUCCCACUCCGGCAGCGGCUGCAUUAAAACAACAAAAGAUAUUUCGCGAAAAAAUGAUUUUAACUCUGCUAAAUGGCACCGGUUUCAUUUUCAACGUCAAUGAUUACAUGGAACUGCGUAGCAAACACCGAAUAAUGGGUGCUCCUGUGGGCACGGCAAAUACCAAGGGCUGGAGUCCCAAUCAGUCGACUCUCCCCGUGGAACUGUCCAAAUUCGAAACUCAAUUGGUUUUGGAUGAGCACAUAGCCCAAUUGGUGGAUAAAUCUCAGGCUCUGAAGGCUCCACCCACACCAGAAAAACUACAAGAAUAUCAGGCAGAUUUCGAGUCACGUUUGGUGGCACAAGAAACCAGUCUCAAGAGGGAAAAGCUCCGGGAAACAGAGCGAUAUAUGGAUAAAAUACUGACAGGGAAGCGCAACAAGUUGUUGAAGCAAGGAAACAUGGAUAAAGCUGCUGCUUUAACCGCUGAAGAUGUACUGAAAGAAAUGUCGGAUAACUUCAAGUUUGAUCGUCAAAAUGCCUUGGUGGAGCUGCCCUGCGAACACUUAAGAGAGCAUUCUGGGGAAAAAAUCUACGGACCCCUGGUGGACACCAACUCCCUUAAAUAUAGAAUUUUUAAAGAUCUUUGGAAGCGUGGAAAGUUUGUGACCUCUGGCGAUGCUUUUGGAGCGGACUUUCUGGUCUAUCCUGGAGAUCCUCUUAUAUAUCACGCCUCGCACAUCGUAAUUGUCCAGGAUACACCUGUAAUUAAGCCCCUGGAACUGGUAGCAAAGGUGCGCUUGUCUGUGAUUGUCAACAAGAGUUGCGUCUUUGCUUAUGAUAGCGAAGAUAGCAAGGAGAUUCAUUACCAAACGGUGUCCUGGUGGAAUCCUAGCAAGUGAGGAACAACACAAUGGCAAUUUCGUGAAAGCAGCGCGCGAAGAAGGAAGAAGCAGCAGGAGCAAAAGCAGAAUCAGCAGC
This is a messenger RNA of Drosophila kikkawai, 990 nucleotides long. RefSeq names its product tRNA splicing endonuclease subunit 34 (gene Tsen34). Gene Ontology annotation, cellular component: tRNA-intron endonuclease complex. Gene Ontology annotation, molecular function: tRNA-intron lyase activity; nucleic acid binding. Gene Ontology annotation, biological process: tRNA-type intron splice site recognition and cleavage; tRNA splicing, via endonucleolytic cleavage and ligation. The record is from RefSeq and is a predicted model, not a curated record. NCBI's taxonomy places the organism in Eukaryota, Metazoa, Arthropoda, Insecta, Diptera, Drosophilidae.